This is a messenger RNA of Eruca vesicaria subsp. sativa (arugula), 972 nucleotides long. The record is from the annotation of a GenBank genome assembly. NCBI's taxonomy places the organism in Eukaryota, Viridiplantae, Streptophyta, Magnoliopsida, Brassicales, Brassicaceae.
AUGGUUGCAUUAGCUGUUUCUUCGUCCGGUAUUGCUUCGUUUCGCCGGCAUUAUAGCUUUCAGUUAAGUCCACGAAACCCGCUGAUUCGUGCAACGGCUUCGUCUUCCUCGGCUUCUCCUGGGGUUGAUUUGAGUACACUCGAGUCCGCAAUUAACAAGAAAGAUAGUAGUGGUGUGAAGGAGGCUUUGGAUAGAUUGGGUGAAGAAGGUUGGGCUAAGAAAUGGAGUUCUCAGCCUUACAUGUCGCGUCGUACGACAUCGCUUCGGGAGCUGACAACUCUUGGAAUCAAGAAUGCAGAGACUCUUGCCAUCCCUAGUGUCAGGAACGAUGCUGCUUUUCUUUUCACGGUUGUCGGAACAACCGGGUUCAUAGCUGUACUUGCCGGACAACUUCCUGGGGACUGGGGAUUCUUUGUGCCUUACUUAGUUGGGAGCAUCUCAUUGGUUGUAUUAGCCGUGGGGAGCGUUUCCCCGGGGCUUCUUCAAGCUGCCAUUUCCGGGUUUUCGACAUUCUUCCCUGAUUAUCAAGAACGUAUUGCCGCACAUGAAGCAGCCCACUUCUUAGUGGCUUACUUAAUUGGACUUCCAAUCCUCGGCUACUCGUUAGAUAUUGGUAAAGAACACGUCAAUCUCAUCGACGAGAGGCUAGCUAAACUAAUAUACAGCGGCCAGCUUGACUCAAAGGAGCUUGAUAGGUUGGCUGCUGUUGCAAUGGCUGGACUUGCCGCUGAGGGUCUGAAGUAUGACAAAGUGAUCGGCCAAUCUGCGGAUCUGUUCUCUCUUCAGAGGUUCAUCAACAGGAGCCAACCUAAAAUCAGCAAUGAACAGCAGCAAAAUCUAACUAGAUGGGCUGUUCUUUACUCUGCUUCUCUUCUGAAGAACAACAAGACCAUCCAUGAAGCUCUAAUGGCUGCAAUGUCCAAAAAUGCAUCUGUUCUUGAAUGUAUCAAGACCAUUGAAACAGCUUUAUAG